Anguilla anguilla (European eel) is the source of this 2756-nucleotide messenger RNA. It is a transcript of the gene hsd17b4, whose product is annotated as hydroxysteroid (17-beta) dehydrogenase 4. Gene Ontology annotation, molecular function: oxidoreductase activity. NCBI's taxonomy places the organism in Eukaryota, Metazoa, Chordata, Actinopteri, Anguilliformes, Anguillidae. The record is from RefSeq and is a predicted model, not a curated record. The transcript is spliced from 24 exons. The coding region runs from base 416 to 2635 and encodes 739 amino acids.
CAUUGAUAUCAUCUGUACGCAUGCGUAGCAAACGUACUUUACACUUACAGAACGCUCCCCAGCUGCUGUUUCAAGUACAGUACCAACUUUAGUCAAGCAGUUAAUUGAAGUAGCUAUAUAAAAAUAAAUUCUGUAAAGCUAGUCUCCCUCUGCUACCUUUGUGCAGACAGAAGCAGCAAGGGUUUGUCUGCUUGCAAUUUAACUAGGCUGCUAUCCUUCAAGAGACAGAAGACGGAAGUAAGGAACGUUAGCUAUGCAGCAGAUGACUAGCUAGUUAGACAACGUUAACCUAUAGCUUGCUAUAUCUUUUGCUGUUCAUUGGAAAGCGUGUUUAACCUUACUUUGUUGUUGUUGUUGUCACACAUCGGUCUGUGCGCUUGACUUUUUGUUUUGGGAGAACUGUCACCUUGUCAUCAUGUCCGAGCUGUUGAGAUUCGAUGGGAAAGUUGUGCUGGUUACUGGAGCAGGUGGAGGGCUUGGGAGAGAGUAUGCUUUGGCCUUUGGUGAGCGCGGGGCCUCCGUUGUAGUGAACGACCUUGGAGGAGACAUUAAAGGAGACGGGAAGAGUUCCUCUGCAGCAGAUAAAGUGGUGGAAGAGAUCAAGGCCAAGGGGGGGAAGGCAGUAGCUAACUAUGAUUCUGUGGAAAACGGAGACAAGCUGGUCCAGACAGCCCUGGAUGCUUUUGGACGAAUAGAUAUUGUAAUAAAUAAUGCUGGGAUUCUACGAGAUCGCACCUUUGGCCGGACCAGUGACUUAGAUUGGGACCUAAUCCACAGAGUACAUCUGAGGGGCUCCUUCCUGGUCACCCGUGCUGCCUGGAACCACAUGAAGAACCAGAAGUAUGGCAGGAUCAUCGUGACGUCGUCGGCCGCCGGCGUCUACGGGAACUUCGGCCAGGGGAACUACAGCGCGGCCAAAAUGGGCCUGGUGGGGCUGUCCAACACGCUGGCCAUCGAGGGCCGCAAGUACAACAUCCACUGCAACGCCAUCGCCCCCACCGCCGGGUCCCGCCUCACGCAGACCGUCAUGCCCCCAGAUCUGCUGGAGUCUUUGAAAGCAGAAUACGUGGCUCCGUUGGUUCUGUGGUUGUGCCACGAGCAGUGCCAGGAGACGGGCAGCCUGUUUGAGACAGGAGCUGGCUGGAUCGGGAAGUUGCGCUGGGAGCGGACUCAGGGCCACAUCGUGCGGCGCAGGGACGAGGCCAUGACCCCCGAGGCCGUGCGGGAGGGCUGGGAGCAGAUCUGCGACUUCACCGACGCCACCAAGCCGACCACCAUCGGAGAGUCAAUUAGCACCCUGGUGGAGGUGCUGUCGCGGGUGGACACCAGCGAGGGAGUAACGCCAAAUCCCACCAGCACUGUGGCCGCCGCCCCGUCCGGCGGGAUCAAUCCUCUGGAGGCGGUGGGGCAGAAGCUUCCGGACAUGGCCUUCAGCUACUCGCACACGGAGUGCAUCCUGUACGCGCUGGGCGUGGGCAUGACCACGCGCGAGGAGGACCACCUCCGCUUCCUGUACGAGGGCCACGCGGACUUCGCCUGCCUGCCCACCUUCGGCGUCAUCCCCGCCCAGGCCUCCAUGAUGGGCGGGGGCCUGGGCUCCGUCCCCGGGCUCGACUUCGACUUCACUCGGGUCCUGCAUGGUGAGCAGUACCUGGAGCUGUACAAACCUCUGCCCACGUCAGGGAAGCUGACCUCCAAGGCAACGGUCGCAGAUGUGCUGGACAAAGGGUCGGGAGCCGUCAUCCUCCUGGACGUUCACACGUACGACGGCGAGGAGCUGCUCUGCUUCAACCAGUUCUCCGUGUUCAUCGUGGGAGCCGGGGGCUUUGGAGGAAAGAGAACCUCUGACAAAGCUAAGAGUGCGGUGGCGCCCCCAGACAGAGCUCCAGAUGCCGUCCUGACAGACCAAACCACCAGGGAUCAGGCUGCCCUGUACAGACUGAGUGGAGACUGGAACCCCCUGCACAUAGACCCCAGCUUCGCUGCCAUGGGAGGGUUCCAGUCCCCCAUCCUGCACGGGCUGUGCUCGUUUGGGUUCGCCGGACGCCACGUUCUGCAGCAGUACGCCAACAACGACGUCUCCAAGUUCAAGGCCAUCAAGGUGCGCUUUGUGAAGCCGGUGUUCCCAGGCCAGUCUCUGCAGACCGAGAUGUGGAAAGAAGGAAACAGAAUCCACAUUCAGUGCAAGGUGAAGGAGACUGGAGCUGUGGUGUUGGCCGGAGCGUAUGUGGAUCUGCACGGGUCCGACGACACCGCUACGCCUGAGAAGGUUCCCGAGGCGGGGGCGCUGCAGAGCGACCUGGUGUUCGAGGAGAUCGGGCGGCGCAUUAAGACCCUGGGGGCGGAGAUGGUGAGGAAGGUCAACGCCGUCUUCGGCUGGGAGAUCACCAAGGCGGGAAGCGUCGCCGCGCAGUGGACCAUCGACCUGAAGAGCGGGGAGGGUUCCCUGCACAAGGGCCCGUUCGGCGGGAAAGUGGACGUGACGCUGACCCUCUCAGACGAGGACUUCAUGGACGUGGUGCUGGGGAAGCUCAACCCGCAGAAGGCAUUUUUUGGUGGUAAGCUGAAGAUGAGGGGCAAUAUCAUGUUGAGCCAGAAGCUGGAGAUGAUCCUCAAAGACCACGCCAAGCUGUGAGCGUUCAGCGACCGGACCUCCCACUUCAGCUUCAAACUGUUAAGCCGCGUUUCCACCAAAAGUACCCGGAACCUUUAGUCCCGGGAACCACUUUUCAAUAAAAUAAAAGGUUCCUUCAGCC